This is a messenger RNA of Nomascus leucogenys (northern white-cheeked gibbon), 2507 nucleotides long. It is a transcript of the gene RAN, whose product is annotated as RAN, member RAS oncogene family. Gene Ontology annotation, cellular component: nucleus; cytoplasm. Gene Ontology annotation, molecular function: GTP binding; GTPase activity. Gene Ontology annotation, biological process: ribosomal subunit export from nucleus; protein import into nucleus. The record is from RefSeq and is a predicted model, not a curated record. NCBI's taxonomy places the organism in Eukaryota, Metazoa, Chordata, Mammalia, Primates, Hylobatidae.
CUUCUCGCGCGCCGGCGUCGGCUGCGUCUCCGGCGUUUGAAUUGCGCUUCCGCCAUCUUUCCAGCCUCAGUCGGACGGGCGCGGAGACGCUUCUGGAAGGAACGCCGCGAUGGCUGCGCAGGGAGAGCCCCAGGUCCAGUUCAAACUUGUAUUGGUUGGUGAUGGUGGUACUGGAAAAACGACCUUCGUGAAACGUCAUUUGACUGGUGAAUUUGAGAAGAAAUAUGUAGCCACCUUGGGUGUUGAGGUUCAUCCCUUAGUGUUCCACACCAACAGAGGACCUAUUAAGUUCAAUGUAUGGGACACAGCCGGCCAGGAAAAAUUCGGUGGACUGAGAGAUGGCUAUUAUAUCCAAGCCCAGUGUGCCAUCAUAAUGUUUGAUGUAACAUCGAGAGUUACUUACAAGAAUGUGCCUAACUGGCAUAGAGAUCUGGUACGAGUGUGUGAAAACAUCCCCAUUGUGUUGUGUGGCAACAAAGUGGAUAUUAAAGACAGGAAAGUGAAGGCGAAAUCCAUUGUCUUCCACCGAAAGAAGAAUCUUCAGUACUACGACAUUUCUGCCAAAAGUAACUACAACUUUGAAAAGCCUUUCCUCUGGCUUGCCAGGAAGCUCAUUGGAGACCCUAACUUGGAAUUUGUUGCCAUGCCUGCUCUCGCCCCACCGGAAGUUGUCAUGGACCCAGCUUUGGCAGCACAGUAUGAGCACGACUUAGAGGUUGCUCAGACAACUGCUCUCCCGGACGAGGAUGAUGACCUGUGAGAAUGAAGCUGGAGCCCAGCGUCAGAAGUCUAGUUUUAUAGGCAGCUGUCCUGUGAUGUCAGCGGUGCAGCGUGUGUGCCACCUCAUUAUUAUCUAGCUAAGCGGAACAUGUGCUUCAUCUGUGGGAUGCUGAAGGAGAUGAGUGGGCUUCGGAGUGAAUGUGGCAGUUUAAAAAAUACCUUCAUUGUUUGGACCUGCAUAUUUAGCUGUUUUGGAACGCAGUUGAUUCCUUGAGUUUCAAAUAUAAGACUGCUACAGUCACAUCACAAUAUUCAGUGGUGAAAUCUUGUUUGUUACUGUCAUUCCCAUUCCUUUUCGUUUAGAAUCAGAAUAAAGUUGUAUUUCAAAUAUCUAAGCAAGUGAACUCAUCCCUUGUUUAUAAAUAGCAUUUGGAAACCACUAAAGUAGGGAAGUUUUAUGCCAUGUUAAUAUUUGAAUUGUCUUGCUUUUAUCACUUAAUUUGAAAUCUAUUGGGUUAAUUUCUUCCUAUGUUUAUUUUUGUACAUUUGAGCCAUGUCACACAAACUGAUGAUGACAGGUCAGCAGUAUUCUAUUUGGUUAGAAGGGUUACAUGGUGUAAAUAUUAGUGCAGUUAAACUAAAGCAGUGUUUGCUCCGCCUUCAUUGGCUAGGUAGGGUCACCUAGGGAAGCACUUGCUCAAAAUUUGUGACCUGUCAGAAUAAAAAUAAUGUGGUUUGUACAUAUCAAAUAGAUAUUUUAAGGGUAAUAUUUUUUUUUAUGGCGAAAGUAAUCAUGUUUUAAUGUAGAACUUCAAACAGGAUGGAACAUCAGUGGAUGGCAGGAGGUUGGGAAUUCUUGCUGUUAAAAAUAAGUACAAAUUUUGCACUUUUUUGUUUGAAUGUUAGACGCUUAAAGUGUGAAGUUGAUAUGCAAGGAAAAUGGUCCAUGUUUACCCAGUUUUCAGGUACUCCCAGACUUCAAAGAUGUCUUGAACAUUAAGUUCCUAAGCAGUACACACUACACCAUUUGGUUUUUUUUUCUCCCCCCCGGAGGAUUUUUUUUGUAGGGCAGCACAGCAGAGCAGGACACAGAUGAAAUACUAGGAAUAUGCACAGUGGGGCAGUGUGGGGGCUUCUCAGUAAUGGAGAACAGUUGGUGAAACCUUUUUUUUUCUAAACUAAGCAUUUAAUUUAUAUAUUUUCCACAUUUAAAAAUGAAUUAGGUCUAUUAGGAUAAUUAGGAGUUUGAUCCCAUCAACACUAUUCUUGUAGCAGUUAGGAAUCUUAAGAGCUAUUUUUUUCUCAUACAAUUACAACUAUAGUCCUGCUUACUAGUUUUCUUUAGAUGUCUGAUUAUCUUGAGAUGAUUGCUUACCUUAAAAGGUAUAGAAAGGAUCACUUAAAUAUAUGGAAAAUGAAAUAAGGGUGAAGCUGAAUAAAGUUCUACUUACUGUAUUAACUGGCAACAGUUUAGUUUCUUAAGAUCUGAAUUGCUGUGUAUGUUACGCUGUAUUCAGAACCAGUUUCUAACCAGCCUGUGAGAUGGGAAGUUUUUUUCCCAUAAUUGGGAUGAAACCUUUCAUUCAGAUAUUUUGAAUUGAAGGUGUAUGUGUUGUUUGUAACCUUGUGGAGAUUGCAAGUGGUGUUGACAUUCUGGAUCUUCUAUGUAACAGUUGAAAUUUGGAAGUGACGUCACUUACCUGUCUAACGUGGUGUGGGAGAGAAUUUACAAGUCCUUUAUUGAAAGAAUAAUUGUUGCAAAAUAUAUUGCUUCUACUUUGCCUGGA